GUGUCAAUUUGUCAUAACAAAAAUUUAGAUUUUAUCGUAUUUAAGUAUUUUGCCUGCUUCAUGAGUAAAUUCUUUUAAGCACAAAAAUAACAACUAAUAAAUAAAAUUAAAAUGGGUGGAAAAGGUAAAGGUAUAAAACGUAAGGCUCAACCUAUUAAAGAUGACAACGAAUUUGAUUUCACAAAGAAGCAUUUGGUUACCAGUCACAUUCGAGCCAUGGAAAAACGCUUGAUUAUCGUACUCGAAGGUGCCCAGCUGGAAACUGUUAAGAUGGGAAGUGCAUUCGAGCUGCUUAACUGUGAUGACCAUGCAGGUAUAAUGAGGAAAAACAACCGUGAUCCCGGUUCCUGUCGCCCUGACAUUGUUCACCAAUGCUUGUUGAUGCUUUUCGAUUCGCCCCUUAAUCGAGCCGGCUUGCUUCAGGUCUAUAUUAAAACAGAACGCAAUGUCCUCAUCGAAAUUAAUCCCCAAACAAGAAUACCGCGAACAUUCAAACGCUUUGCCGGCCUCAUGGUACAGUUGCUUCAUAAAUUCUCGGUUCGUGCCAAUGACACGUCUGUGAAACUGAUGAAAGUGAUAAAGAAUCCGAUCACAGAUCAUCUGCCUGUAGGCUGUAAGAAGUUGGCCAUGUCAUUCUCUGGAAAGCUAGUUAAUUCAUGUAAGGAUUUGGUACCCACAGAGGAAGAUGAACCAAUCGUCUUGGUUGUUGGAGCAUUUGCUCAUGGAAAUCUUAAGAGUGACUAUACUGAAGGACUAUUUUCUAUAAGUAACUACCCUCUGUCUGCUGCAAUAGCUUGUACUAAACUGUGUACUGCGUUCGAAGAGGCUUGGGGUGUUUUGUAAAUAAAUGUAUUUCUAAAAAAUCUAGAAUAA
This is a messenger RNA of Eupeodes corollae, 873 nucleotides long. Its product is annotated as ribosomal RNA small subunit methyltransferase NEP1. Gene Ontology annotation, cellular component: nucleolus; small-subunit processome. Gene Ontology annotation, biological process: rRNA base methylation. The transcript is spliced from 2 exons. Gene Ontology annotation, molecular function: rRNA binding; rRNA (pseudouridine) methyltransferase activity. The record is from RefSeq and is a predicted model, not a curated record. The coding region runs from base 112 to 843 and encodes 243 amino acids. Lineage: Eukaryota; Metazoa; Arthropoda; Insecta; Diptera; Syrphidae.